AUGAAGACCAACUCAUAUUUGCUUUUUGCACUAAUUGUGAUCAUUCUCCUUUCAUCCACUUUUGCUGACGAUCUCUCCAAGCAAGAGACGACGCCUCAGACAAAAGAAGCUGCGGACACGCAUAAAGCAGAAGCUAAAGAAGAUGGAGGAAAGUAUCGUGUAAACUAUGGUGGCGGCGGAGGAAACUAUGGUGGAGGUGGCAGCGGAUGGGGUGGCGGAUGCCAUCAUGGAUGCUGUUAUCAAGGACACGGAGGAAGUUGCAACAGAUGUUGCGCCUCACCAGAAGAAGCCAAGGCGUUUGCGGAAAAUCAAGCAAAAUCAAGAAAAGCUGUUGACGCGCAUAAGGUAGAAGCUAAGGGUGAUGACGGACAGUAUGGUAUAAACUAUGGCGGCGGAGGAGGAAACUAUGGUGGAGGUGGAGGUGGCGGUGGCAGUGGAUGGGGAGGUGGAUGCCGCCAUGGAUGUUGUCAAGGAUAUGGAGGUAGAUGUAACAGAUGUUGCACCUCACCAGAAGAAGCCAAGGCAUCUUUGUUAAAUAAAGAAGCAAAUGGUGAUGAAGGGAAGUAUGGUGUAAACUAUGGUGGCGGUGGAGGAAACUAUGGUGGAGGUGGAGGUAACUAUGGUGGAGGUGGCAGCGGAUGGGGUGGUGGAUGCCGCCAUGGAUGCUGUCAAGGAUACGGUGGAAGAUGUAACAGAUGUUGUACUUCACCAGAAGAAGCCAAAGCAUUUUAUGUAAAUAAAGAAGCAAAUGGUGAUGAAGGAAAAUAUGGUGUAAACUAUGGUGGUGGUGGAGGAAACUAUGGUGGAGGUGGCAGCGGAUGGGGUGGUGGAUGCCACCAUGGAUGCUGUAAUCAAGGGCAUGGAGGCAGUUGCAAUAGAUGUUGCUCCUCUCCUGAAGAAUCCAAGGCAUUUAAGGAAAGCCAAUCUCGCCCAUGA
Molecule: messenger RNA, 936 nt
Organism: Lactuca saligna
Lineage: Eukaryota; Viridiplantae; Streptophyta; Magnoliopsida; Asterales; Asteraceae
Source: the annotation of a GenBank genome assembly